UUGUCGAAACGAACACUUGACUUGAUCCGGUGUAGGACACCGAUCCGAGCCCUCAUCCAUCGCUGCCUCUCCGGCUGCUACUGCAGCGACGAUUACGGAUUCCUACUAGUUCGACGGCGCCGGCGCCGGCGGCGGCCUUCGUUAGCUCUAGCGAAGUUCACCGCAUAGUGGCAGCGAACCUUCGCUGAGCUCUUUGAUGGAGACUAACGCCCUUGCCGCCUCCUAUUCUCUCAGAUCCGGCGUCCGCCCCUCCUCCUCCGUACCACUCCCCUCCACGCAUGGACUUCCCUGCAAACAGCGACACGGACAGGGUUUCCUCCUAUAUUCCUUCCGUGACUCGUGUCUACCGGCCAGCCGUAGAGCUGGAUCGUCGGUGGCUUUCGUUCCCAGGGCCGCAGCCGAGGUGCGCGAUGGAAGGCCGAGCCUAGGUGGCGGGGAAGGAGGACGAGGAAGAGGAGGGAAGAGAGUUUUACGACAGUCUCAGGCACAUACGACCAGCCCAUCCUUGCCCGUGAAAGAAAUUGCGUCAUUUGCUGUGCCGGCUGGAGCGUUGCUUGCUGUCAGUUUUGUUUUAUGGAAGGUGGCUGGAAAACUAAUCAUGCCAAAACCAAAGGGCUCAACAUCUGAGAUUAAAAAAACUCCGUCGCUUGGACUUAAGUGGUCCUUUUCCCCUGGGACUAACUUGCUAUCAGGUGGUGCUGCAAAACUUGAAAAAGAGUCCAGGCAAAAACUAAAUGAGUUUUCCAAGGAACUUAGAACAUUCAGAAGUGUUGACUUGUCAGGUCGUAACUUUGGUGAUGAUGGUCUGUUUUUUCUUGCUGAAAGCCUUGGUUACAAUCAGGCAGCAGAGGAAGUGGAUUUUUCUGGCAAUGGGAUUACAGCAGUUGGCCUAAAGGCACUUGAUGGUGUUCUUCAGACGAAUACCAUGCUUAAAACUCUGAACCUAUCAGGAAAUAAUAUUGGCGAUGAAGGAGCUAAGUGCCUUUCAGAUAUUUUGAAGGUGAAUGGAGGUAUUCAGAAACUCCAGCUAAACAGUUCGGGUAUUGGAGAUGAGGGUGCAAGGGUUAUUGCAGAUAUGCUGAAAGAAAAUCAAACUUUACGUGUGCUGGAGCUUAACAAUAAUAUGAUUGAAUAUUCUGGUUUUGCAAGUCUUGCUGGAGCACUAGUUGAGAAUAAGGCAAUUCGAUCUAUACAUCUCAAUGGCAACUAUGGUGGUCCACUUGGUGCUGCAAGUCUAGCCAAAGGAAUUGAAGGAAAUAAGUCUUUAAGGGAACUUCAUCUUCAUGGAAAUCUUAUUGGAAAUGAAGGUGUUCGAGCAUUGAUAUCUGGUUUAUCUGCUCAUAAAGGAAAAAUAACACUUCUAGAUAUUGGCAACAAUGAGAUUGGUCCCAAAGGCGCCUUUAGCAUCGCUGAGUAUGUUAAGAAAACUAAGUCCUUGCUAUGGCUGAAUCUUUACAUGAAUGACAUUGGCGAUGAGGGAGCUGAAAAGAUUGCAGAUGCUUUAAAAGAGAACCGCACAAUAACUACAAUAGAUUUGGGAGGUAAUAACAUCCAUGCAAGUGGAGUGAGCAUGAUCGCUAAAGUACUGAAAGAUAAUUCUGUCAUUACAACUCUGGAGCUAAGCUAUAACCCUAUCGGUCCUGAUGGAGCAAAAGAUCUAUGUGAAAUUCUAAAAUUCCAUGGGAAAAUAGAAACAUUGAAGCUUGGUUGGUGUCAGAUCGGACCAAAGGGCGUUGAGUAUGUUGCAGACUGUUUGAAGUACAAUACGACAUUAUCAACUUUGGAUCUACGGGCAAAUGGACUUGGAGAUGAUGGUGCAGUCUGUCUAGCACGCAGUUUAAAAGUUGUUAACGAAGCUCUAACGUCACUUGAUUUAGGUUUCAAUGAGAUAAGAGACAGAGGAGCUUUUGCUCUAGCUCAGGCAUUAAAGGCGAAUGAAGAUCUUGCUGUUACAUCCUUGAACCUUACAAGCAAUUUCCUUACUAAAUACGGACAGGUAGCUCUUACGGAGGCUCGAGAUCAUGUAUUUGAGAUGAAUGAGAAGGAGAUAAACAUCUUCUUUUAGCUGCCAUCAUGUUCUUAGCUUCCUCCUCUCCGAUGCCAUUGCCUGUUCCUCUGUAGAUUUUUUUUUUUGAAGUCACACUGGUUGUUCCAGUGUACAUCAGCUUCAUAUGAAGAUCUUACUAUACUUAGGAGUAGACAAAUUUUCGAUCUAUUUGGCUGUAUCAUUUUUUUUUAGGUGAACGAUGUCAGAAAUCAUCUAUUCAAUGCAUUUUCUGAAAACGGAAUGUUAUUUACUUGAUUAUAUAUGCUCUAACACUUGCAGAAA
Molecule: messenger RNA, 2329 nt
Organism: Zingiber officinale
Lineage: Eukaryota; Viridiplantae; Streptophyta; Magnoliopsida; Zingiberales; Zingiberaceae
Product: NLR family CARD domain-containing protein 3-like
Exons: 17
Coding region: 197-2065 (622 amino acids)
Biological process (GO): activation of GTPase activity; nucleocytoplasmic transport
Cellular component (GO): perinuclear region of cytoplasm; cytosol; nucleus
Molecular function (GO): small GTPase binding; GTPase activator activity
Source: RefSeq, a predicted model, not a curated record